GUCUAAUAGUUUGCAGAUGUGUUCAGGUUUAAGCUUGGUCCUUUCGUGCAAGAGGGAGUCCUCCUGCAGUCUUCUCCUCACCGCUGUCACUACUUCUGAGGUCGGGAUGCAGGUGAACAAGGACACAACAUCAUACGAAACCAUUACGUCACCUGGGUCCAACUGGAGAUGUUUCACUUUGUCCACAGAGGGGGGCUGAGGACCAAGUACACCUUAAAAGGACAUCUACUUGGGGAAGGAGUCCCAGAUUAGGAUGGAGGGAGCCAGGGAACUGUGGAAGUCGCUCUCUUCAUGGUGAUUCAAGUGGGGCCCCAUAUGUCUGUCCCUUAUACAGAUUUGACACAGCUCAGGAUUAUCAUUACUUUCUGAUAGAACAGACUGUUCUGACAGGAACCCAGGUAUCCGAGGGUGCCUCCUUCCUCGAUCCGUUGAUCCCUUACAGCCAUCCUGAGCCCCUGCAGAGGAACCAGUUCAUCCAUGGUGCCCAUUAUUCCUGUGCUCAAUUUGAAGAAGUCCUUCCUUCCCCUCAGGCCAGAUCAGAUACACAGGCUGGUUUUGCCGCACCUGACAAACAAAGACAAGUAGUUGUGGUCCCCAGUGAGGAGGUGAUCUUAAGGUUCAGCACCAGCACCCAGUCCACAGAUUCUUGUGCUGUCCAGUUGUUACAAGUCUGGUCUCUACCCUGCUUCUUUUGUGCAAUACCUUUGGCUUGUGAGAAAGUCUGAAGUAGUAUUUUGUGUUGAGAAUUUAUCUAACUAUGUAAUGAUUGGGUCUCAUGAACGGGUAUCAUACCAGCACAUGGGUCCAUUGGGAGCUGGGCAUGUCUGCCAUAAAGGACUAAAUAGGUGGUAAGUCUGGUUUGCAGUGGAAUAUAUUGUUGUUAAUUUGGACAAGUGCAGGUAGUCUUCUAACUCACCUUGGUUGUAGUUCAGCAGUCAAAGUGCUCAACAGAGAGGAGACUCACCUUACAGUGUUCAGGCCGCAUUUCAGCAAAAAAAAGUACUUCCACUGAGACUUUGACUUUAAUUCAAGCCACAGCUGGCCCUUUACAGGCAGUUUGUGGCAAAUAAACGAGGGCUGCAAAAACUCUCCAGCAGUAAAUUUGGAGCGAGUAAAGCGAGGCGAAAAUUAGCUUCUCUUCCUGUUUGAACAUACCCUAAAAAAUCCUUCGGGGCUCGCACAUGGCAAAGCAGGGGUUACAACUGUUUCAUCCAAUGACAAUGGCAUAUCUAGAAAACAAGUCCAUCAUCCUCAAGAUAUUUUGGAAGGUUUCAUUUGGUCACCCAAUCUAGAGGUAGUCCAGGGCAACAAUCUCAAAUGGAUACUAGAUAAGUGGGUUUCGCACCUCUGGACCUGGCUUGCUUACCAGCCAGCCAUGCUUCCCGUUUGUCCAUUUGUUGAUCGCAACCCCCAAUUCCUGACGAUCCCCACACCUUUUGGAGACAAAGAAAGUCACACCUGGGGGAAACAGGGAUUCCCUUCUACUGAAAGAUGUGGCUAAGGUUGAGGUCAACACUUUGCCUCUGCUACCAAGUUUCUUGAGGUGGGCUACUACACUCUAGUCCUCUCCCUACCUGAACAACCGCCACCCCUACAUCCCCUGGCAUUCAUAGCAAGCUAUCUGCAUUCGGAUUAUUAGCCCCUGCCCUAUAUUAACAUUUAUUCAUUCGGCAAAUGUAAAUAUAGAUCUAGUAAAUAUAAAUCGGGGGCCCACAAUCAGAACGCAGAUAGCGACUAUUUGAUGGUGACGAUGUAAUUAUCCCACCUCUGGAAAAAUGUACUAAAUUUCAGGUAUUGUCAAUUUGAGGCAACAAAUUACAAAUCUGUUGAAACAAAUUAGCAACAAUUUACCCUUCAGUCAUUAAAUCUCUGUUCUGUCCUUCUUACCUUAUACUGUGAGGAACUUUUUAAUUUUUUUUGAAGGUCCUUUCAAAAUUAAAGUUUUCCACUUCUUAUUUUGAUUGCAUGACACUGUGGGACUUUCAGUCUGAUGUUGUCUCUGCAGCCAAUGGCAGCAUCAGACAGAAGGUAUUAAUAUGCUGAGUCAGCGUUUAGCAGGGAAAAGUGGAUGGAGGGAUGUAUGGAGGAAAGUCAGCGGCUGACAUUAGCGGGACACAUUUACUUACAAACUCCCAAAUACCAACAAGUAAAACCUGCUUAUUUCGUUUCUGAGGAGCUGAAUUGUCAGCAGCUCUUCAGGUUGAAAGAAAAAAUCAGACAGUGGGGGGAGAUUAUUUCAUCCUCAGAUUGUGUCAGACAUUUUCUAUAUUGUCAUAUAUUUUGAUUCUAGUGAUUUGAUCUGCAUUACUCUAGAUAGUGAUAUUUCAAGAAAACACCAGGUAAACUGAACUGGAAACAAGUUAAAUGAUCUCACUCCACUGGCUGAAUCUUUGGAUUAAUUCCAUUAUGUUUUCAGUGUGUUUUAGUUCUCUCUUCAGUGUGACACCAAACAACCCGAGGAGAGAUGAGCCAGCUCCGCUUUUUGUGAGGUUUAUUGAGCUAAAACUCAGAACGAGGAUGUUUAAUGAGGAGGAGAGGAUGGAGAACAUCUCCUCGCACAAACACUUCAUCCUCAACGGCUUCAAUGAACUCGGAGCACUGAGGCCCGUCCUCUUUAUCCCUUUCUUCGUCAUGUUCAUCCUGUCGCUGUCGGCCAACUCCCUGCUGCUGUACGUCGUCAUUUCACAGAGAAGCCUUCACUCACCGAUGUACAUCCUCAUCGCCUGCAUGGCAUGUGUGGACCUGAGCCUCCCGCUGUUCAUAGUCCCCAACAUGCUGCUGAGCUUCUUGUUUGACUGGAGGGGAAUCUCUCUGGCCGGCUGCCUGGUUCAGAUGCACUUCCUUCACUUUGUAGGAGCUUUUCAGUCUACUCUGCUGGUGUGGAUGGCACUGGAUCGCUACUUUGCCAUCUGCACGCCACUUUACUACCAUGAAUGCAUGGCGUUACCGAGAUUCCUCAAGUUUAUAAUCCCACUUGUGGUCAGAAAUGUCCUCAUGAUCACGCUGUUUGUGAGUCUGGCAGGAACAUUGUCAUUCUGCGCUGCAAAUGUGAUAAACCACUGUUUCUGUGAGCACAUGGCCUUGGUGCAGUUGGCCUGUGGAAGUACCGCCAUCAACAACCUGGUGGGGUUGCUCACCGCCUUCCUCAUUCCUGUGGCUGACUUUGUCUUUAUUGCUGCUUCCUAUGUGGUGAUAUUCAGCUCUUUGCUCAAGUCCGGCAGGUCAGGGGUCAAAGCACUUCACACCUGCAUCACCCACAUCAUGGUCCUCACUGUCAGCCUUUCUGUCACACUUGUUGCUUUCCUGUCAUAUCGGAUCAAAAAUGGUCUUCCUACUGCCAGUCGGGUUUUCUUCAGCACCAUGUACCUGCUGUUCCCGAGCUGUUUCAACCCGAUCAUUUACGGCAUCAGAACCACCGAGAUCCGACAGCACAUUGUGAAGACACUGACAAGCUGUCGCUUUGUCCAGACUGUGCCCCAUUCUUAAGAAGCUAUUAAAAAUCUGUAAUGUAAAAUGUCUACAUUAUAUCGAAGCUCAUUUCCAUGAAGAACACAAAAAUAGAUCAGAAGUUAGUAAUGACAAAAAUGAAAAUGCUCAUGGUACGUAAAAAUUAUGCUACACUAAUUCAAAAUUAUGAGAUCGGUUCUCAAUUCUCCUCUUCAAGAAAUGCCCAGGAUGAGAGGUGCCAGGAAGGAGUGGGGAUACUCAUGAGCCCAGAUGAUGGUUUAUUACUGCAUUUCUGUGAAAGGCAUGAAAUGUCCAUAACAAACACCAUGUUAGGUAGGUACACUACAAAUGACAACCUGAAACUGAGAUUACAGUAUGACUUUAAUCUUUAAUCAGAUUGAUAUUUUUGGACCACACCAUAAUGAAACACAAUGAUGGACACCUUCCUACUACUGUUUUUUGCAAGCAAACAGAGAAACACAUUGCUUUGGGCAGGUAGUUUUCAUCCCCCAACACUUAAAAAGAAUCUGCAAACAAUCUGUAUGGACAGUUUCAACGCCUUAAGAGGAGCUUAAGGCAAAAGAAAUGCAAACACGGUUUCUAAAUAGCGGCUACAAAACCAAUACUAUUAAAGAGGCCUUUACUGAAGCGAAGACGAGAUCUCCUGCAACAGAAUCCAAAGGAACCAGAAGAACAACAAAAGUUACACUUUGUGACACAGUACAACACUAGAGCAAAUAAAACAAAGCAAAUCAUCAACAACAAUUGGAAAAUCAUAGAAAGUGAUCCACUUCUUAAAGAUGUGUUUCCAUCUGCACUAGCUGUCAGCUUCAGAUGAACACCUAGUAUAGGAGACAAGUUGGUCCAUAGCUAUCUUCCAUAUGACUGUCUGUCAAUAUCUGAUGCUAUUGAUUAUGUAUGAUGGAUUUUCUAACCUUAAAGAUAUUGAUGGCUUGUUAAAAUAUACCUAAUUAUGUACACACCCACUUUCUUGACUGCACCUGUGACAAUUAUCUAGUGCUACUCUGUUUGCCUGUCAGCUGACACCAGCCUUAGUAUAUCUGUGAGCUGCCAUUUGUUUUUACCUGCCCUGAAGAAGACUGUGAGUUAAAAUGUGUAGGCGCUUAUCCCCAUUAAAGGCUUUUUAAUUUUCA
Messenger RNA from Siniperca chuatsi (mandarin fish), 4601 nucleotides. RefSeq names its product olfactory receptor 52K1-like. The transcript is spliced from 2 exons. Gene Ontology annotation, biological process: G protein-coupled receptor signaling pathway. The record is from RefSeq and is a predicted model, not a curated record. Lineage: Eukaryota; Metazoa; Chordata; Actinopteri; Centrarchiformes; Sinipercidae. Gene Ontology annotation, cellular component: membrane. The coding region runs from base 2365 to 3486 and encodes 373 amino acids. Gene Ontology annotation, molecular function: olfactory receptor activity; G protein-coupled receptor activity.